Hymenoscyphus albidus is the source of this 2539-nucleotide messenger RNA. The record is from the annotation of a GenBank genome assembly. Lineage: Eukaryota; Fungi; Ascomycota; Leotiomycetes; Helotiales; Helotiaceae.
ACGCAUUCCUUUCUCAAUACCUACACAUUCAUUCAUUCACUCCAGACGUGUCAUCAUGUCCGCUUACGCCCUUACCAUCUUUCUCAGUGUGACUUCUGUGCUUGCACUUCCAGUACUACCAGGAGAAGAUGUCCCAUUCUCUCCUGCUGGUCCAGGAGAUGGUAAGCUACUUCGAAAGAAUCAGAAAUACCAUGAAGUAAAAGCUCAUCCAGUUUAGUUCGAUCACCUUGCCCCCUCCUCAACGCAAUAGCCAACCAUGGCUUCAUUCCACACGACGGCAAAAACAUCGACCUCACUACAAUGCUCGACGGUAUUGACAAUGCGGUUGGCCUUCAAGCCACAGGGCGAACGUUCUUCGCCAACUCUUUUAACAGAAUCGCCGCCGUAUCCUCCACUGGAAAAAACACUACCAUCAACUUGAAUGACCUCAGCGUACACAAUGUGAUCGAACACGACGGAUCUUUGAGUCGACUGGAUAUCGCGCAAGGAGACCAUGUUUCUUUCAGCCAAACAACCUUCGAUGAGACAAAAUCGUUCUGGCCCGCUGAGAAAAUCUCAAUCAAAGAUGCCGGCACUGCUGUGAAGAGAAGACAACAGACUCAGACGAGGGCCAACCCUCAAUACAAUCUCUCACCAGCACUACUUAACACUACCGUUGCACAAUCUGCUCUGUAUUUGGGACUUUUCGGAAACUUUGUCGACGGAAAUGCAGACAAGGCUCAAACUGUCUUCUUUUUCGGUACGGUUUCCCUUUCUACUCCGUGUACUUAACGUAUCCCUAUGACUUUUUGCUGACUAUUUUUCCCAUCACAGAGAAUGAGAAGAUGCCAUACGAGCUCGGAUUCAAGAAGAAGGAAGGCGACGAAAGGUUCAGCUCAGCGGGCAUUGCAGGCUUGGCUGCACUUAUUAUGGCCGAAUUCCAAAAGGCUUAAAUUGGAUUGAUGACGGAUCAUGCAGUAUUUGGGGUACGACCUCUGUAUUAGAAGUGUGUAAUAAUUAUCUGGUAGCUUGGGUAUAGGGCCUGUUUGGCGUUCUGAUCGUUAAUUUUUAAGCCAUUCUUUGGGUUGUUCUAGAGAGUAUUAAUUUUAUAUUUUAUCGUCCAUUCGUCACGUCACAAAGCAGACUUAUUGAUGUGAAAUUAUCAUAAACAAGAGAGUCAAGUAUCGUGCGAUGAGAACGAUAAUUGUGGUGUUGUUGACGGAGGAGUCCACUCGAAUGUGGGAUAUUUAUCCCACCGAGUUGCUUAGUACUGUAAGCACUUCCUCAUUCACAAUAAACCACUGCUAAUUAUUUUCAUCACACCUACAGACAUCAGUAAGAUUUCAGAGAGCUGAUUUUCGUGAAUUUUUCCUCUACGAUUCUACGAGAAAGUAUCUUGUUUUUAGUCGGAGCUAGUGUAUGAGUUAAGGCGAGGGCUUGAGUUAGUAAUAGAAUCGGGAGUAAUCAGAUACCACUUCAUGGCUUCGUGCUGUGGUGUCUUUGAAUGAAUGGCUACGACUUUGUUGUGAAAGAGUCCUUUAUCAUAACUAGCAAUUUGUAUGAGUAUUUCGCUUGGCAGUAUUUCGUUUCUCGCGACCUCCACUUGAAUCCUCUCAUCUCGAAUUAACACAAUAUUUCAUCCAAAACAGUCCAUAUAUGGAAAUUACAACCAUAAACUACAAACCUAACCGUUCUCUUCCCUCUAUUCAGCGUUCGGCAACUGGAAUUCCAUUCCAUUCCAGAUACCCCCUCUAGAAGGAUUCUAUUCUAGAGGUAUAUAUUCCAUAGAAUAUACGGAAUUUCCAGCUAGAAUUUAUUUUAUAACCCGGAGAAAUGUACUCCCGCUCCGUCGACUAAUAGGAAGUCUCUAGGGCCCUAUUUAUAUUAAACAGUUAGAUAACAAGUCAUAUUACGUAAAUGCCCCCCUAAAUGUCUAUAUAGGAUACGAGUAUCGUAAAUACUUCUAGAGUCAAUUAUAAAGGAACGUAUUAGGUACUAUUAUAUUUUCCUAGCUAUUUACUUAACUCUCUAGGGUUAUAUAGCUCCUAUAACCACGUGCUUUAAAUAGUCUAGAAUUCCAUAGAUUCCAUAGAAUUUUCAUAGCCUACUGAUAGACGGAAUCUUUCUAUUUUAUAUAAGCUCUGGAAGGAUUCCAGAUAGAAUCCUAUCUAUAGAAUUCCAUGGAACUCGUUCCUUUUGCCGAUCGCUGCCUCUAUCUCGCAACACUAAACAUCCCGCCCAGAGUUGACCAAUCCUCCCAUAGUGGACUACCAAUACUGCUACCAUCAGGGCCCUCGAUUAACACAUUGAACCGCCCAAGGAGCCCAGAGUCUUAACUCCGAGGAAGAUAUCAAGCAGCAACUAAAACUUGUUUCAUCCUCACACUGCGCCGUCGCUCCAGCAGAGUGCGGACGAACUACUACGUACCGGUACCCCUCAUCUGCCAAUCUCAGUACAAGAGUCUACCAAUUCCUAGAUUGCUCGUCUGCCGGCAAGAUCCAACGUCCAUACACACCAAGAAACCCACCACCAGAACAGGAAAAGAAGAAGGAAAAAAAAA